Molecule: messenger RNA, 6679 nt
Organism: Polyodon spathula (Mississippi paddlefish)
Lineage: Eukaryota; Metazoa; Chordata; Actinopteri; Acipenseriformes; Polyodontidae
Product: protein SYS1 homolog
Exons: 4
Coding region: 300-770 (156 amino acids)
Biological process (GO): protein localization to Golgi apparatus; Golgi to plasma membrane protein transport; Golgi to endosome transport
Cellular component (GO): trans-Golgi network; Golgi membrane
Source: RefSeq, a predicted model, not a curated record
UCUUGCCCUAACGUUUCUGUUUCCGGUCUUGUUGUGUAUCUCGGGUGUCGAUUGUAAUGCAUGUUAGAUAUCAGCUAAAAUUAAUUUCAAGGACCAACUCCUGGUUCAAAACAUAAGGACAUGUCGAUAUUGCUGCCGUUAACCGGGAGAGUUUUCGCCCAGAGAGAAACGCUUCUGGGCAGUGAAGAGUCUUGAUUUUCUGGUCUGAGAAGUAGAGGGCUCCACAGCUCCCCCACCUGGCUGCUUUGCUGUCUGCUCUUUCUGGAGUGAGCGUGUUAACUCACACCCUUUAUGUGGGGAUGGUGGGCCACUUUCGCAGCUAUGUUUGGGACCCAGUCCUGAUUGUGUCCCAGAUCAUACUGAUGCAGUGUAUCUACUACAGCUUCCUGGGGCUGUGGCUGGCUGGAGUUGACAGCCUUGUGCAGAACAGCCGAUCCCUCGAUCAGAUCUUCAGUUACGAGGUUCUAGGCUUCUCCACACCUCAGGGCAGGCUGUCAAUGAUGGCGUUUAUACUGAACUCGCUCACAUGCGCUCUUGGCUUGUGGUUUUUUGUGCGUCGAGGGAAGAAGUGCUUGGAUUUCACUGUGACGAUCCACUUCUUCCACCUGAUUGGCUGCUGGAUCUACAAUGCUCGCUUCCCCGGCGCCCUCUCCUGGUGGCUGGUCAACGUGGUGUGCAUGGCCCUGAUGGCUGUGAUCGGGGAGUACCUGUGCAUGAGGACUGAACUGAGGGCCAUUCCUGUCAACACUGGACCCAAAUCCACUCUCUGAGCCCCUGUGUGUGGGCGGUGAGGGCGUGGCCUCUGUAGACAUUGCUGUGACUGGCAGAGAGAGGGGAAGGGGGCUAAACCACUUUUCUGGAAUGCCAAUCUCCACUUUUGUUACCGUAUUGUUUACUGAUGCUGGAGAUGAUUCAAUUCAUGUGUCCUUCAUUCAGACCUUUUUUCAAGCUGUGUGGGAUUAUUCCUCCUCAGAAGACUUUCAGCAGCUUCUGAAGGAUGGAGACCGGUAGCUGGAAGUGUUAUAAUAAAUAAAGGACUUGGGUUUUACACUUAAAGAACUAAUGUGAUACGGGUUAAUUCUCAAAGGAGUGCAGUGUUGAAACAGGAUUUCUGCCCUUUGAAAAAUAAAUGGGUAACCGACUGAGCGCCCCAAUUGCUGAGCCCAAAACAUGCUCUACAAUUUUGCCUGCCCGGGAUUCCACAGAGCAGGCAGCGAGAGAAAUCAGAUGUGUGUUGGUUAGCAGCACCCCCCUUUAAAAGUUUACCAUAGUGAAAGCGCAGCAGUACAAGUGUACUAUAUCACAGUGAAAUAUGGUAAAGCAUAAGUAUUAAACGGGCAAAUGCUUGUAUAACCAAAAGAAUGGGGAAAAUAACUGCAAAAUGAUAGUGGGAAAACUUUUAUAAGGGCUGCCCUACACAUCAUUUCAUUUCAUGCACUUGAAUCUAUUCAUAGUUUAACCCUUCAGUUUAGUUUUCAGUACAAUGUAAUAUAUAUAUAUAUAUAUAUAUAUAUAUAUAUAUAUAUAUAUAUAUAUAUAUAUAUAUAUAUAUAUAUACACACACACACCUACCCAUUGUUAGAAACCUUACCCAGAUUACAGCUAAAAAACAGGUUUUUAAAGAUAGCCACAGAGCACAUUUUUCUUUUUUUCUGGAACUCUCAUCAUAUCGGAAUAAGUCAUACAGAAAAUGGCAGGCAGUUGACAUGUUUAGACAAAGGGACUCAUUAUUGUUGAGAUGUUUAGUAAUUCUUUUUUGUUGUUAGUAAUUGCAAGGCAUGCUAAUCAAGACUUUAAACCCAUUUCUGCUGUGUUGUACAUUUUUCAAGUACAAUGUUAUAAAUUAAGUGUUUUAAGUUUGCUUCUUGCUGAUCCUGAUCACUUCCAGUGCUAUAGGGCUCUAUCUAUAUUACUUUGGAGGAAACCUGCAACUGCAGUUCUCUGCCUGUAUGAUUCCUGAGAAAGUGAAAGUGAAAGUGCUUCUGAGAAAGUGCUUCUUGGAAAGCCGACCCGUGUUGCAAACUGCAGCCUCAGCACCGUGUGUAAAACAAUUAGAGCACAGGAUGCUGCAUUGAGCUGGGGAUGGAUAAUAAGAUUAAGCAAGAGAAUCAAACACAUAGUCAGUUCAUUCCUCCCAGUUACCUCCCUGUCCAUUUAUCUUCGUAGAGUGAAGAGGCAGAUUCCAGAUACUGCAGCUGUCAGAAUUUUAAAUCUUGCAAAGACCUAACAACUUGUAGCUGCUAACAAAGAACUAUCCAUGUGCUUUUAAUAUCUAUGUAUAUCUAUGUAUAUGUAUAUAUCUCAUAAUGUGCUAAAACUUGCUAAGGACAUUAUUUAGCAAAACUGAUUGGAGUAUCAGAAUAUGAGGGUGCGUGGAGUAGGGAAUGGGGUGUCACGGUAUACUGGCUUUACGGUAAACAGAUUAGUCAAGUAGGUUAUUAAAUAAAUGACGUAAUAUUUAAUCUAAACUGCCCUACUAAACAAUGAUCACUAGAAAACAUGGUUGUCAGUAAAUGAAACACAAAUACUCAAAUAUCGGCAAGAACAAGCACUGUAAAUUCAUCACUGGCUUCCUAUUAAUUUACCAAACCAAAGAGGUAACAGUAGCUAUUUAUAUAUCGUUUCGGUCAAGAGGGACGCAGUAAGCACACACCCAUGCAGAGAAUCAAAAAGUCUAUUCACUACUAUAUAACUGUCUAAGAUGCUACAUGCAUUUGUAUUAUCUAUAUUUUAAACGGUAUUGUAAAGAUGUUGCCGUCGCUUCGAGUUGAUAGUGUUGUAGGGCUUUUGGUUUCAAAAAUUAAUUCCCAUUUAAAAAAAAAAAAAAAAAAAAAAAAUCCCUUAGAUGCCGUUUAACUUUGCAAUGGUGUCAUACCAAACUUAACUAUUCUUCUUUCCUUUGUAUUUGUUGUUGUUAACGUGCAGUCAAACAAACAAACAAAAAAAACUAUUUGCAGGCGCCAUCGUCUCAUCAUGAAGCUUUGCACUCUGCUGAGAGAUUAGUGAACGGGCACGUCUUGAAACGCACUGGAUUGGCUAUUGCGAGGUAACACUUUGCUUUUCUUAACUAAUGGGAUGCCGUCGAAACUGAUAAAGAGGGUACUCGGUUGCAGUGGUCACAUCCUUACCCCCUACCUUUCCAAACUGAGCCCAGAAAAAUGUUAAUAUUUUGGUGUUUCUCCACGGUAAUUUGAAAUAAAAAAGCAGCAUUAUUUUGCUGAGCCUGUGUGAGCUGGAGUGAACACUUCUUCCAGUUAGGUAGUGCGUGAUAGAACUUGUGUGUUGUAUUUGUUUUAAAACUUUAAAUUUAAAGGUAUAUUGUUAAAUUACUUGACUUGAGUGUAUUUCUUUAAAUAGCCAUUUAAAACCGGAUUACAAAAACAGAAAUGACAUUAUACCGUGACAUCCCUAGCGUGGAGGCACCCAGUCCACCUGUCUGCAUGUCACACUUGUAUUUGCACAUGUACCCAGAGAAGCGCUUCUCCACUUGAGAGGGAAGUGCAUCAGUCUUGGGGCUGUGAAGGCACUGUGUCUGUGUCAUGCUUACAUUUUUACAUCUAAAAAAACACUUGGGAUGCAACUGGUUUUUCAGUUCUCUGGUUGAUUCAAAUAGAAGAUAUGUUCAUUUUUUUGAAGAAAUAAGAUCCAACUGCGUGUUCAGGUUACGCAGGUGAAGUUACUAUCGCUAGAGUGUCCUUUUAAAUAACUAUUAUUCAGUUGCUAACGUAAGCUGUGCUUUAAAGAAACACAGUGACAGUCUGAUCACAAUUAGAUGUUUAUGUUCAUUUAUGUUCACAAAGAGGUUUUGCAUGGGGAGACUAGCAUGAUGUUUACAAAAACGGGCAUGCUUUGAGGUGUGCUCAUACCAGCAUCCUUGCUGCUAUUGGUACUUACUGAUAUGGAACCAUGGCACUGCAAUGGACUGUCAGCUAGUGCAGAUUGUUGUUUUUUUUUUUUUUCCAUUAUGUUGCAUGUUGAAAUAUGAGACCAAUGUGCCACAAUUCUAGCAAUGAUAUCCCGUUUCAGCUGCCCUUGUAGUACCAUUGGGCCACAAGAACUUCAAACAUAAAAAAUGAAACAAAAGGAAGCCAUUCUGUCCAUUGGUGCUAGCCCAGUUCCUAGGAACUGGCUGAUCUCUCUUUGUCAAACCGGAUCUUACGGACCCCAAUGAUGCAACAGGUAACCCAUCCCAUACCGUAGCCACAAAGAAGUGUGUCCUACCUACUACUGUAUUUCCUUUGAAGACAUUUGUGAAGGGAAGCAGUGAGCAUUAGAACAUGAUAUGCUUCACUACCCAGCAUGUAAAAACGUUUGUGUAGAAAAACAGACAAGCCUUAUUGAAUGAUCGUUCUCUUGUGUGGCUGAUAUUGUUUAGUUUUGCGCACAGCACCAGCGUGUGAAAAGAGAAUUCUGCAUACACUGCUGCCCUAGUUCUGUUGCCGUGGUUACAGCAAUUAUUCCCUCCAGAUUCUUUGAAGUCUGCUGUGCUUAUUAGUAGUUUCUCUUGCUUGCCGUUUAUUUUUCUCCCUUCACUGUCUGUUUCUGCAGGGUAGCACAGAAAGCAGGUAGUAACUGAUAGGUAGAUGAAACCGAAGCUCCAAUUGUUUUUUUUUGGAGGGAAUCUUGUAGCAGAAUGACUGCAUGACAUAUUAUUUUAAAUCUUGUAGUUUUUCACUUCCGCCAGCAGAGGUCUCCCUUCCUCAAUGAUAAGACUUGAAUGCUGCUUGGUUUUGAGUUGUGUGUGUGUGAGAGAGCAGGGUGUCUGUGUCCUUGCACAGUUUGUAGCUGGUCUUGUUAUAAAUGGAAAUUUAAAUGAAUUAAUUUGUUUUUAAUUACGUGCUCAGGCUGCUGUUAAGUACUGUAAGAAUUUGGAGCACCUCAGUCCUGACAUGAACACCCCCUACCUGCCAUUCAGUACUGGGCCUCUCUCAAGCAGAGACUGACACCUCUGACAUACUGUGUAGUGCCUGUCUAGUGAAUGACUGAUGAACCACCGAAGACACUGAGCUUGGACCCCACAAAAUAUCCAAUGGGGUACAAUUCUAUGUGGCAGCCUGGUCCCAUUAUAGCUGCCCCAUUGCCUGCAGGCCAGAACCAUCUGCCAGUGAAGAUCCUGAGAGAAGACUGGGUGCAAGGAAAGUGGAAUUCCACAGCCUUGCUAGUGUAAAAAGUCACAUAUUAAUAAGUGCUUGUAAAGAAAGGUGUUUCUGACUAGCUCGUUAGUGUAAGUUGUUAAUUACUGUGCUGGCAGGUAGAAGGCUGUGGGGCUGUGUUGAGCUGCUUGCUGAUAAGUGGCUGGGAAAAGGAAAGCUCACAGCUAUACAGCAGAAGGAUGAGUCCACCCAGUUUCCAGAACGAUCUGAAACCCCUUCACCAAAUGAUCUGCAAUGGUGCAGCUUUUCAAUGCAGCACAGCGACACUAAUGCAACGUUCUAAUACAUUCCAGGCUUGAACGAAUGGGCACAUGGUGUUGGCAGAGACAGUGUGCUACCGUGUCGCGACCAUUGUACAGAGCAUUAGAAAUCAUGAGAAAUCAACACAACGCGUUAAGAUUUGAUUAAAACUCCAGCACAUCUUGUGUGUGCACUGAACAUAGCUUUAAAGUCUAAAAGACAACAGCACUCUUUGUGAUUGAUAGCAAUUCCUGAUACAGUCAUCAUUGAGCUUAACAACCACCUCCACUGUAUCUUCUUAUCAAGGGGUUUCGAAAUCUAUUGUGUGGAUCACAAAUUCCUGAAAAUGGAUGCAUUUAUGGAACCUUUGGGGGGGGGGGGGGGGUGGAGGCUAGAUCAGGGUACUUGGCCUCGUGGCGGUAUUAUGGACCCCUAAAGCAUAUCUUCACCCCACAGAAUGGCUCAGAUUGAGGGAGUCCAGUGGAUUGCUUCUCUGAUCACUGUGAUUGCUUCUGCUGUGAAGAAACAGGGUGUUUUUAUAGCUAUGAAUCUGUUCCAUUUUAAGAGAUGGUAUCACAGUGAUAACAUUUUCAUAUUUUGAUAUGACAAUGGUAUGAACAAAUAAAUAGUGCAAACCCAUUCCAGGUCAUAGCAAUACCAGACAGUGCACUACCAUAUCCAAACUUUCUGGAAUAUUGGUUCCAGAUCCAUGGUGUUGACCUGCUGGUAAUGCUGUCAUCUGCUAAUGGUUCUGCUCUGCUUUCUUAAGGGUGAGACACCAGGAUUAUAAAGGGAUCAAGAUUGUUCUACCUUUUCUGUAAGGGUUAUCUUGCUUUGUAUGCCACAAAGUAGGAAUGUAACUUGCUCCCGCUUUGCCCUCGACAGCGUGGGAGUGUGAUUAUUGUGUGGGCGACUGCUGCUAUCUAGUCUAAUAAAAAAAAAAAAAAAACUUUCUCUCAAAGUGAUGAGUUUUUAUUUAAAGGUAAAGGACGUGGAUCGAAAAACCUCCCUUUUUAGCCCUACGACCUGCUUGAAAAAUAAAAUUUCUCGAUUUUUAUGUCACUUGAUAGAAAAUAAUAAUUUGAUGAAUAUCGAUUACAGUGCCGCAGUGCCCCCCUUAUUUGUUCAUCUCUCUAAAAACUCAAAGGCGUGACCUUCUGACUUCAUGGUUAUGUUUUUACUUCUCACAGUUAUUUAAAGAAAUCGAUAGAAAUUAAACAGUGGCUUUACUGAGGAACCCGAGAGACACGUCUGUCGAGCUUUUGUGAUGGAGUCUUGAUUGCUUU